AUGGACCUAUCACUUCGACGUCUAUACGGCAAUCAUGAAUACGUUUACCAUCAGAUAAGCGAAGAAGAAGAUUCCAGGAGCGACUGUGCUUUCGUCACAUCUGAUGACGGUCAAACCUUCAGCCGCACGCGAAUACCCAGCGAGAAUUGCACAGCACCCAAACCAUCACGAAGGGUCAAAGGAGCGCCUCGAAGACACGUAUAUGCCGAUAAAGAGACACAAACAACACCAAAUUUGCAACCAAAAUCGCCAUACACUACCUCAGCAUACGUGUCAUCAACCUACUCAACCUCUACCAUGCAAACCUCCUUAGAAACCAUCCAUACUGAGCCUAGCACCUGUCAUGAAAUUCGCCCAACAGAUUCCAGACCGUCCAAAACCUCCGAAGCAUGCCCCAUGACGGACAGCGCUAUCGAACUCCGCACCCUCACACCCGCCUACCCUCAUCGUUACCCGCCCGGCAUCGUUGUCAUCAAGACGCUUGACGAACAAGGCAUCGAAGUUUUUGAAGAAACGGAUCUCACGCAUCGGAAUGCUCUCUUCAUAGACCUCAAGCCCCCCGUGGCCACAAAGGUUGAGCUUACUGGUGUUGUGCAAAGAACAGGGAGAGCUGGGUUGAUGGAGAGAGCUCUAGGGAGGAUUAUUGACGCACUGGCAAGAGAUGAAGAUGACAGAUGA
Alternaria burnsii is the source of this 678-nucleotide messenger RNA. RefSeq lists its product as uncharacterized. The record is from RefSeq and is a predicted model, not a curated record. Lineage: Eukaryota; Fungi; Ascomycota; Dothideomycetes; Pleosporales; Pleosporaceae. The transcript has a single exon. Bases 1 to 678 code for a protein of 225 amino acids.